GUUAACAAUUUAUUUAUAUUUGUGUGCAUAUGGGAAAAAAUAAAAAUAGGAAAUAGAAAGGUUAUAGCCUCAGUUCUCCAGCUUUGAUAGCGUGAGAGAUACUAUGUUGAGUGUGGUGUGUGAUGUGUGAUGUGUUCCUCUACGGUUACAAGUCACCGUAUAUAAUCUUCAAUCUUUGCAUGCUUCACCAACUCCUCUUAAACAAAACCCAAAUAUGAGAUCAUAUUUCUCAAAUUCAAAUGCAAAUGCAAAUGCAAAUGAAAUUCUCACUCUCAUCAUCAUUUCGUUACUCCAACUUUGAUCCUUCAAUCCCUACACACACGAUCAACCAAAUCACGCGUUUCCAUUUUUACUGAUUCACCAAUUAAUGUUUGCUCCUCUGUUUUCUAAUUGCGAUUUGAUAUGGUAAGAAAGAUGAUGAAAAAUGUGAAGGACGAUGGAGAGUUAGAGAUGUUGCUUGAUGAGAUCCCUCAUGCAACAUCACACAUUGAUGAUGAUAAUGGUAAUGGUGUGAAUGUGAUGUAUGAUGAUGAAGAUCAUUUGAAUUAUCAGAUCAAGUUUUCAACUGCAUCAUCAUCACCUGUUACUAUCAGUGGUUUUUCUUCAUUGCAAUCGGAUGGUUCUUCUUCAAGUUUGUUUUCUUCUGAUAAUGGAUCACCAACAACAACACCUCUUAUGGAGGAUUUUAAAUCAACCAUGAGUUCUGGAACUGGAAGAAUAAGCUCUUAUAACCCUAACAACACAUUCUGCUUGGAUUCCAACACUCAAAGGUUUGUUGAUGAAUUUGGUCUAUGUGGCAAUUUCAGUAAAAUGUACAUUGGUAGUAGUAAUCAUCAACAAGAACAACAUAAUCAUAAUGUCAAUCCUAAUCCUAAUGUGUUUCCUGUCCGUGAUUUUACUUCUUGGAAUGAAAACAAUCCAAUCAAUGUUCAUAAUAAUCAUAUUAACAAGCAUGUGGAUUAUAACAGUAACAAUAUAGGUUUAUUGGAUUUUGAUUCUGAUGCUGAUUUUGUGGGGAUUCAAUCCCCUCUCUUGAGGAAUCCUAUUAGUAUUAAUCAUAAUGGAGCUGAAAUGAAUUCAGCUUUAACGCGAGAUUAUGAACUAGCUGAUUCAACUGGAUUACAACCUUGUACCGGAUGGCGCAAGCGCGACACUAUAUACUCUCAAUUUAAUGGAUUUGGUGGUGGUUCAGUGGAUUCUCCUUGCUACAGAAGACAUCCUACUCCUGAGCUUGAUGCAUCAUCUUUGAGCAGAAAUUCAGCUGUUGAUGCUUCACUUUAUGCACAGAAAUAUGGAAUGAAUUUAAUGCAAGAUAUGAGUAUGUCAAGAUUGCCUAACUUUCCGCUCCGUACUAAUUUGAAGCCUUGUAUGAGUGCUCAAGAUUUGAUGAAUUGUAGUCUUCAUCUGCCUGAUGCUAGAGUUGUGCCACCUUCAAAUGCUAGAAUGCUACCAGGAAAUAUAGAUAUAGAUGCUAUUACAAGUAGGGGGAGCCUCAUCUUACAAGGUGAAGGAUUAAAUUAUGUUGCUGCAAGCGGUUCAAAUGGAUCAAGGUGUCAAAAUGCAGCGCGUGAAUCUGGCUUUGCUAGGCAUCUACAUAGGUUAGAGCUAGACAUUCUGCAGCGCCCGAUUUUGGGAACUUAUGAAAAUCUUAGGAGUUCUAGGAUUGGUUAUCCGUGCACUUUGCCACCUAAAUAUAAUUCCCUAUCCGAAGCUCGAGGGUGUAUUUAUUUAAUAGCCAAAGAUCAAAAUGGUUGUAGGUUCUUGCAGAGAAUGUUUGAUGAGGGUAGAACGAAAGAUGCUCAAGUAAUAUUUAAUGAGAUUAUUGGUCAUGUGGUGGAACUUAUGAUGAAUCCUUUUGGAAAUUAUCUUAUGCAGAAGUUAUUGGAUGUCUGUAGUGAAGAACAAAGGACGCAGAUCAUACUCAUGGUUACUCAGGAGCCAGGGCAGCUUGUCAGAAUCUCUUUAAAUUCUCACGGCACUCGUGUUGUACAGAAGCUGAUCGAGACUCUCAAAACUAGGCAACAAAUUUCAUUAGUUGUAUCGGCUCUUGAACCGGGAUUCUUGGCUCUCAUAAAAGACCUUAAUGGAAAUCAUGUGAUUCAACAUUGUUUGCAAUGCCUAAGCAAUGAAGAUAACAAGUUUAUCUUUGCUGUUGCUGCCAAGUAUUGUGUCGACAUUGCAACUCAUCAACACGGAUGUUGUGUUCUACAAAAAUGUAUUGGCUAUUCAAGUGGGGAGCAUAGAGAAAAACUGGUUGCAGAAAUAUCUUCUAAUGUACUUAUGCUAGCUCAAGAUAAAUAUGGAAAUUAUGUUGUUCAAUUCAUCUUGGACUUAAGAAUUCCAUCUGCUACCGCAACUUUGAUUUCACAGUUUGAAGGUAAUUAUGUGCACCUGUCGCUCCAGAAGUUCAGCAGUCACGUGGUUGAAAAAUGUCUUGUUGUAUUCAAUAAUGAGAAUCGCACGGAAAUCAUUCAUGAACUGCUUUCUGCUCCUCACUUUGAUCAAUUGCUUCAAGAUGCACACGCAAAUUACGUUAUUCAAAAAGCUCUUCGACAUUCUGAGGGUCAUGUGUAUAAUUCACUGGUUGAAACAAUUGAGUCCUACAAAGCAACUUGUCGAAAUAGCCCAUAUUCCAAGAAGAUUUUCGCGCAUAAGCUUUUGAAGAAACGAUGUGUAUAUUCUCACUAAACAUUUAUCAUUUUGGAGUCUGCCACUACAGUUAUACGCAUUGUUGUAUGGUUAUUUAAAUGUAAGUUGGGAUGCUAAUACCACACCAAAUGAGCAAUAUGUUUAGAAUUGCUUAUCCAUCUGCUCAGCUAAUUUUUGAAACAAAGAGAGAAAUGCAAGGGGCAGACAAUUUUGCUUUCAUUUAAAUUAUAGACACGUGAAUGUAUUAUUUUGUUGUAUCUGAUCUCAACUUGUUGGAUUUACCAACCUAUUAAUUAUUAAUUAUGAUGUUCCCACUGGCUGAGAAUGUACAGUGUA
Messenger RNA from Cicer arietinum (chickpea), 2985 nucleotides. RefSeq lists its product as uncharacterized. Gene Ontology annotation, biological process: post-transcriptional regulation of gene expression. Gene Ontology annotation, cellular component: cytoplasm. Lineage: Eukaryota; Viridiplantae; Streptophyta; Magnoliopsida; Fabales; Fabaceae. The record is from RefSeq and is a predicted model, not a curated record. Gene Ontology annotation, molecular function: mRNA binding.